Apus apus (common swift) is the source of this 2169-nucleotide messenger RNA. RefSeq names its product angiopoietin 4 (gene ANGPT4). Bases 130 to 1641 code for a protein of 503 amino acids. Gene Ontology annotation, biological process: signal transduction. The transcript has 9 exons. Gene Ontology annotation, molecular function: receptor tyrosine kinase binding. NCBI's taxonomy places the organism in Eukaryota, Metazoa, Chordata, Aves, Apodiformes, Apodidae. The record is from RefSeq and is a predicted model, not a curated record.
AAAUGCUGAAAUCGCAGCGUUUCGACUCGCCGAGCAGCACCCACUGACCCGUCCCGCCCAGAGCCGCCCCCGGCCGUGGCACCCCCUUCUUGGUGACCCCCUGCCCGGCACCUCGGUGAUCCCGGUGCCAUGAGGGCUCUCAGCCUGGGCCUGGUGGCCCUGACCUGUGUCACCACGGUCCUGUGGGUGGCCGGAGCCCAGCGCCGGGCGCCCGAGGGGGUCGUUCCGCGGCGCUACCACCGGGUGCAGCACGGCCACUGCAGCUACACCUUCGUGCUGCCCGAGGCUGACCCGCCGCCCUGCCCGCUCGCCCCCCUCGCCCCCGGAUCCGCCAACGCCUUGUUCCAGCGGGAUUCACCGGCUGCCGGUGCCGGGCACGCCGGGCACGGGGCUGCCCAGCGCCUGCGGCAGCUCGAGAGGAUCCUGGAGAACAGCACCCAGUGGCUGCUGAAGCUGGAGAGCUACAUCCAGACGGGCAUGAAGCCGGAGAUGGCGGAGCUGCAGCAGACAGCAGUGCAGAACCAGACAGCCACCAUGCUGGAGAUCGGCAGCAGCCUCCUCAACCAGAGCGCCGAGCAGAGCCGCAAGCUCACUGAUGUGGAGGCCCAAGUGCUGAACCAGACGUUGCGCAUCGAGAUGCAGCUGCAGGAGAACUCCCUGUCCACCACCAAGCUGGAGAAGCAGCUGCUGCUGCAGACGAAUGAGAUCCACAAGCUGCAGAACAGGAACAACAUCCUGGAGACACGGGUGCUGGAGAUGGAGACAAAGCACCAGGCAGAGCUGGCAGGGGCCCGCUCGGAGAAGGAGAAGCUACAACAGCUGGUGAGCCGGCAGAGCAGCACCAUCCAGGAGCUGGAGAAGUCACUGGUGGCCACCAGCACCAACGCCAGCCUGCUCCAGCGCCAGCAGCUCCAGCUCCUGGAGUCGGUGCAGAGCCUGGUGCGCCUCGUCUCUCAGGGCAGAGCCCCACUGCUCAGGCAGGAGCAGCAAUUCCAGGACUGUGCCGAGGUGCGCCGAGCAGGCAUCCGUGCCAGCGGGGUCUACACCCUCCACAUCACCAACCUCAGUGAGCCCAAAAAGGCAUUCUGUGACAUGGAGACAGACCGAGGAGGCUGGACAAUCAUCCAGCUCCGCACCAACGGCAGCCUCAGCUUCCAGAAGGGCUGGAAGGAGUACAAACAGGGCUUCGGAGAUGCAGCAGGCGAGUACUGGCUGGGUAACGAGGCCGUGCACCUCCUGACCAGCCAGGCACCCUAUGCCCUGCGCAUCGAGCUGUGGGACUGGGAGGGAGGCCAGGUCUAUGCCCACUAUGGGAAAUUCCAGCUGGGAAGCGAGCGGCAGCUUUACAGGCUCUCUCUGCAGGACUACAGCGGCACGGCCGGGCAGCAGAGCGGCUUGGCGCUGCAGGGCACCCGCUUCAGCACCCGCGACGCCGACAACGACAACUGCCUCUGCAAGUGUGCCCAGAUGCUGUCAGGAGGCUGGUGGUUCGAUGCCUGCGGGCUUUCCAACCUCAACGGCAUCUACUACCCGGCCCGGCACAACAUCCGCAAGCUCAACGGCAUCCGCUGGCACCACUUCCAGGGGCCCAGCUACUCCCUGAAGGGCACCCGCAUGCUGAUACGACCUGCCAGCUUCUAGUGCAGCACCGCACACCGUGCCAGCCUGGCACCGAGGGAGGGGGCCGGGGGAAGGGAUGGCUGGGGGACACUGAGCCCUCCCUGCCGCUGCAGGAGAUGUUUUUCCCCAGUUGCUUUUUCACUCUUGUUUAUCCCCUCCUCCAGAAUCCUGCACGGCUCUGGGCCUCCAGCUCCCCAUCUCGCCUCCUUCACUCGGGAAUGGGGGCCAAGACCCCCCUGGUAUCUUCCAGGGCUUUGGGGAUUUGUCUUUUCUAGAUAAUUUUGGGCAUUGCAAAGCUGCACUGUCCCACUUACCCCAUGGGAUUAGGGGGGGCUGGCAGGGAUGGGGGUCCCCAUGCAGCAAAGGGCGUGGGGCUGGUGACAUCCUGCCUUCCCAUCCUGCCUGGGUACAGCCACACAUGGGCACACGGGCUGUCCCCUCCCCUGUGCAUGGCCUGAGCUCCUGUCCCCAUGCAAGGGCACUGCUCCUUACAGGAUGGGGCUGGGUGUCUCCAGCCCCCGGGGUGAGUAGGGGGGAGCAGGGGGAGCU